Messenger RNA from Sphaeramia orbicularis (orbiculate cardinalfish), 2904 nucleotides. RefSeq names its product protein kinase cAMP-dependent type II regulatory subunit beta (gene prkar2b). Bases 347 to 1561 code for a protein of 404 amino acids. The transcript has 11 exons. Gene Ontology annotation, molecular function: cAMP binding; cAMP-dependent protein kinase inhibitor activity; protein kinase A catalytic subunit binding. Lineage: Eukaryota; Metazoa; Chordata; Actinopteri; Kurtiformes; Apogonidae. Gene Ontology annotation, biological process: negative regulation of cAMP-dependent protein kinase activity. Gene Ontology annotation, cellular component: cAMP-dependent protein kinase complex; cytosol. The record is from RefSeq and is a predicted model, not a curated record.
CGCUUUCUAGCUGAAAGUAGACGUUUCCUUGUACCAUAAUUUGUCUUUUGCGACUGACUGCAGAUUGUGCGCUGCUGCUGCUCAUACGCAAUCCCUGGAUAGGUGGUUGCCAUGGAUUCCUGGGUCACAUGCGUGGGUUUCCUGUAGCCAGAAGCAGCAGAAGAUGCUUGGACCAAAAAUCCAGAGCCAUUUUCAUUCAAGAAAAAGAGAGGAUUCGCUGUGGAAGGCUCGCUGACUGGGUGGCCUGACUACACCCGUGUGCUUUCUGCCUUUCGACUGUCUGUUUUGGAUUAUCUGACAUUUGCAGCAAACCGCUUUUGUCCACAUUCAUAGACUGAAAACAGGAAUGAGUAUAGAAAUUCCUGAAGGACUGACGGAGCUGUUACAGAGCUUUACCGUGGAAGUGUUGAGGAAUCAGCCCAGGGAUUUACUCGAGUUUGCAUUACAGUACUUCACCCAGCUGAAGGACAGUGAGACCAAAGAGGCCUCUUUUGGCAAUGACCAAAAUUCGGCCCCUAGACCUGGAAAAGCGGUCAAUUUUAUUGACGAAGCCAUGCAGAUCGACUCGGAAGAUGGAGAGGAGGACGACGACGAUGACGAGGAAUUCAUAGCACCAGUGAUAAACAGAUUCAUCAGAAGAGCAUCAGUGUGUGCUGAAGCUUUCAAUCCUGAUGAAGAUGAAGAGGAUAAAGAGCCAAGGGUCACUUACCCAAAAACAGAUGAACAGAGACAGAGGCUACAGGAAGCGUGUAGGGACAUUCUUCUAUUCAAGAAUUUGGAUCCGGAGGAGAUGUCUCAGGUGCUUGAUGCCAUGUUUGAGAAGUUUUGCACAGAGGGGGAGCACAUCAUUGAUCAGGACGAUGAUGGGGAUAACUUCUAUGUCAUCGAAAGUGGGAUGUUUAACAUUUUUGUGAAGGUUGAUGGAAAUGACAAGCUGGUAGGCUGCUAUGACAACCGAGGCAGCUUUGGUGAACUGGCAUUGAUGUACAACACCCCCAGGGCAGCCACAAUAAUCGCCACUUCGCCUGGAGCCCUUUGGUGCCUAGACCGUCUGACAUUCAGAAGGAUCAUAGUGAAAAAUAAUGCCAAGAAGAGGAAGAUGUAUGAGGCAUUUAUUGAAACACUACCGUUGCUUACAUCAUUAGAGCUCUCAGAGAGAAUGAAAGUAGUCGAUGUGCUCUCCACCAAGGUGUUCAGCGAUGCACAGCAGAUUAUUGCUCAGGGUGAUUUAGCAGAUAGCUUCUACAUUGUUGAGUCCGGCCAAGUUAGAAUCACCAUGAAGAGAAGCAGGACAAAAAAAGACCAAGAGGAAGAGGAGGUGGACAUCGCUACAUGUUCUCGAGGCCAAUAUUUUGGAGAAUUGGCCCUGGUUACAAACAAGCCCAGGGCAGCGUCAGCCUAUGCUGUGGGAAGCGUCAAAUGUCUGGUCAUGGACAUUAAAGCCUUUGAGAGAUUGCUGGGCCCUUGCAUGGACAUCAUGAAGAGAAACAUUGCUAACUACGAAGAGCAGCUGGUGACCCUGUUUGGAAGUAGCACUGAGAUUGAACAACAAAGUGCAUGAGAUAACUGCAUUGGACUAUAGGUUUAUUGGAAGAAAAGGCUUAUAUGGAACCACUUAACAGCUUUUGUUACAAGAAAUGUGAAUAUACACUAUGACAUUUGUGUGUCACAUAAAUUAAACAGACUAUGUUAUGUCAGUUUCCCAUUUGAAACAAGGUACAUUUGAACAGAUUUUGCCACUGAGUGUUAUGAUUAAAGUAAAAUAAGCCAAAGCAGAGUUGCUUAAAGCUUGAUUAAAUUAGACUCCUUACAACUCUCACCUUAAAAGUGUAAGUGUGCAUUUUAAUUGUCAGUGUCAGAUGUAUUAUUUGUUUGUACAAUUAGCACUUUUGUUAACUCUCACCUUCUUCCCCUACAGUGUUAUACUUAACACCUACAGCAUUUAUAGCCUCUGUAAAUUUCUAGACAUUGUUUAUUAAAAUCAGAUGCCAAAGCUAAUUUCUUACUGGAAAAUUGCGAGCAAAUAUGUCACUUUCUCUCAGCGCUCUUGGAUCGAGCACUAACACUCGCAGUAUGAAGUGCACUUGUUAAAGUGGGCCUCAACAAGAGAAAGGAUAAACAAUGUUUGUUAAGGAAGUUGAUUUAAUUUUAUGUUUUAUCACACUUUGGAUCACUACAGAUUGUACACUUGGCAGUACCUAAAGGUUUUUUACAAAUAUGUUUCUUUUUAUCAUACGAUUUAAUCCCUUGAAUACAUGUUCAUAAACUGUAUAUCAUUGUUCGUAAGUGUUUGUGGCUGUUAGCCUAAUACUAUGCUUUUUCAGGAAAAAAAAAGAAGAAAAAAAAAACAAACUUCAGAGAUAUAGCUGAUAAUUUUGUAAGAAUAUACAACACAUUGCUGUACAACUUUAAAUUUAGUAUUUACUGUUCUGAUAUAGGCCCACCUUUAAUUUGAUAAGUUGCUUAACUAGACUGUAGUCGUUACAAGCAGCGUCUUGAGACAAUUGAUUUUCCUGUGUUUUACUGUAAAGUUUUAAGUCAAAUUGUUUUUGUGUCGGUGAAACAUACGUACACUAUGAUUAUGACAUCCAUUAUUGCUGUCUACCUCUGCCAACAACCAAUAUUGUUUGGAAACAUACGCUUUUACUCCCUCUCGACAGAAACAAAGUCUUUUUUUUUUUUUUUUCUCUUGGACUGACACGAAACAUGAUAAAUUGAAGUCUCCUGUAAUUUCUCUGUGCUUUACUGCAACGUAGAUUGUUAAAAGCUGGUUUGACAUUUAAGCAUUCUGAUUUUGUUUUCCCCUUGUGCAGGUAGUACUGGUAAUUUUUGAAGGCAAAUCUAUAUUACUGGCUAAAUGAACUGUAUGUUUCACUUUUCAUGUCAAUAAAGAACGUUUUUAUA